Messenger RNA from Glycine soja, 983 nucleotides. RefSeq lists its product as uncharacterized. The record is from RefSeq and is a predicted model, not a curated record. The transcript is spliced from 3 exons. The coding region runs from base 74 to 529 and encodes 151 amino acids. NCBI's taxonomy places the organism in Eukaryota, Viridiplantae, Streptophyta, Magnoliopsida, Fabales, Fabaceae.
UUCUUCUGUCUUUCGGACGAAAGCGCAGCGUAUAGAAAGGGAAAAGAAGAUAAUAUGGUGGUAGUUUAAGAUAAUGGUAAUCUAUGGCCCAAGUUUAUCGGUGUACUGUGGGUCGUGGGUACGAGAUGGUGAGAGCAAUUGGCAAGAUAGGUGCAGCCCUCAGAAAUUGAGUGGGUCUGGGAGAAGAAGCAUCACCUGCAAAUUCGAGAGUGUGAGACUCAGUAGAGCAUGCAGUGUGGCACUGACUACCUUGCUCACAACCGCUGCGGUGAUAGCUUCUGUGGCAGCAGCUGAUGAACCCGAGACUCUAUCCAACAUACCCCAGACUUUGUCCGGUGAGUGCACGUUGCCCAAAGAUUGCAAGAAAGCUAGAAUACAGAAACCAAAGUCAAGGAAAGCGGAAUCAUGCACAAUCAAGUGUGUCACCACUUGCAUCAGAGGUGGAGAUGGCUCUCCUGGGGAAGGCCCUUUUAACGUGAUAAGACCUCUGGUUGUUUUCAAGCAAGGGUUUCGAACUCGUCAAUACUGAUUUGAAGACCAUUGAUUGUAGUGAGUGGUGAAAUCCUUCUCUAAGUGUUUCAUCCAAGUCCAUACCAGAAACAAUGCAUCCUCCAUCAGUCUGUUUGCAUUGAAACUGCUAUUAGAGAAAACUAUAUCAUUUCUGUGCUUCCAUAUGGUCCAAGUCAGUGCUAUCCACCACCCUUUCCAUCUAGACGCAGCCAAUCCUUCAGUGAUAUAAGACAUAUGGUCCAAGUCAGUGCUAUCCACCACCAUUUCUGUGCCGUUUUUAUGAUUUGUUGGUGGUGUGUGCAUUGUAACUCUUUCGGGCUAGUUGGGGCAUGUCUUGUGACCCUUCCACCUUGUUUUUAUUAUCAAUAUAUAUGUUAUUUGCCUACAAAAAAAAAUGAUUUUUUCAUAUGCUAUAAAAAAAUCAAUCUUUCUCUAGACUUGUUAUUAAGCAACAUGCAAACUAAAUAUUUUAU